This is a messenger RNA of Rubroshorea leprosula, 648 nucleotides long. The record is from the annotation of a GenBank genome assembly. Lineage: Eukaryota; Viridiplantae; Streptophyta; Magnoliopsida; Malvales; Dipterocarpaceae.
AGAAUCGAAGUGCCAGAGAAAAGCUCACUUUUCAUCUAAUUUCUUCACCAGCGAGUUCUAACGAUGGUAACCCAUUUGAAAUCUUCUCUUCAUUUUCCAGUGCUCUUCUUUCUAACUAAUCUACCAUUCCACGUACUCCAACGCCCCUCCCUAUCGUGUCUAAGGCUCUAGGUUAGCUGUUCCUACGCUCUGAUUCGUCUCCUCUCCUUUUUAACUGUCCGAAAAAAUAUGGCGCCCCCUCCGGACAGCUGCUGGUUGCUGAGAUGAUAAAACCCGAUGGGACUGCCCAGAAUCGGAAGUGGCAGCUCUUGGGACUGGCGUAUGAAAGGCAGAGGGAAGGAGUGUGUGCGGCUAUGGACAGAAGGUAGGUCUGCGGCGGUUGUGAUGGUUAGCGGCGAUGGUGAGCGGCAAAUGGUUACUAUGACUUUGAAAGUCUUAUCUAUAGCCAGAAAAUGUGAUGGUGGCGGUGAAAUCCGAGAUGGCAGAGGGGAGAAGUAUCGAGAGGGAUAUGAAGGGUGUGCGACUCUGGAAGAACUGGAGCCACUACCGUCGAAGGGCUACAGCUGAACCAGCAUCGGGGAUUUGGGUGUGGGCGAAGGAUGAACGGAGGGAGAACGUGGAGGCUGAAAAUAGAAUAGUUAUUUUUUG